UCUUUGUCGAUGCCACUUCCUGAAGAGAGAAUCAAGAUAGGGCCAUUCUCUUUAGUGUUUGCCCUGUUCUCCCAAUGUCCACCUCCUCACCGCCCGCAUUUUGAUAUAAAAACAGCAUAGACUGACUCUUGAAACUGGCCCUUAACAAAAGCAAACGAUAGUAAAUCAACGUGUACUAUGGAGUAACUUAAAAACUGAACAAAAGGAACGAAGAGGCAGAGCUUACAGUCAGACCUGCUCAAUCAACAGUUCCUCCCACUUUGGCAUUCACCAUUGCUGCACUACAAAGUUCUUAUCUUGACCCUUAGCCUACGAUUGACCAAGCUAGACCAACGAGGAUGUCCCAGCUCCAGUUUCAGUGUCCGGCUAGCCCCAUGCCUGCUGCCUCUGCCCCACUGCAGCUGGGACAACCACAGCCUGGCUACAGCAUCCCCUGUGCCUCAGGCACCCUACCCUCGGAGAGCGCCAGCCAGCCCAUCAGGAGCUCCGCUCUCCCCGCGGGCUCAGCCACUCCCUACAAUACCACCUCAGUAUCUAACAUGGCAAACCCUAAAGAGAAGACCCCCAUGUGUUUGGUGAAUGAGAUGGCCCGUUUUAACAAGAUUCAACCGGAGUAUAAGCUGCUGUGUGAGCAAGGACCAGCUCACUCCAAGAUUUUCUCAGUUAGGCUCACACUGGGAGAUCAGCACUGGGAGGCAGAGGGGACCAGCAUCAAGAAAGCCCAGCAUUCCGCUGCUGCAUCGGCCCUUGCUGAGACAACACUUCCCAAGCCCACUGUGAGGACACCCCGCAACACAGGCAAGAACCCAGCAGAUGGCAUGACACAUACCAUGGAAUUAAAUGCACUAUGUAUGAAGCUUGGUAAAAAGCCUAUGUAUAAACCCAUCGACCCAUACCCGGGGAUGAGACCUCCAAACUUCAAUUACAACGUCCGAGCUCCAGGACCUUACCAGCGCUCUAUGCAACAGUACUAUUACCCAUUUCCUCCAGUGGGACCAAUGUUAUACCACAUGGAGCUUUCCAUCGGAGGCCAGCAGUUUAUUGGUAAGGGACGCACACGGCAGUUGGCCAAACAUGAGGCUGCUGCCAAGGCCCUGAAAGUCCUGCACAAGGAGCCAAUAUUGCAGCAGUUGCCAGUGAUGAAUGGGGAACCCGAGGAGGAGAACCUCAACAAAUCAGAAAUCAGUCAAGUGUUUGAAAUUGCACUGAAACGCAACUUACCUGUCAACUUUGAGGUUUUAAAAGAAGAAGGCCCUCCCCAUAUGAAGAGUUUUGUCGUGCGUGUUGCAGUUGGGGAGUUUACUGGAGAGGGCGAAGGAAAGAGUAAAAAGAUUGCCAAGAAGCUGGCAGCAGCAGCGGUGCUGGGGGAGUUGAAGAGGCUACCCCAUAUACCCAGUGUGGAAAAGACGCUGCCACGCAUCAAAAAGAAAACCAAAUCCAUCAUCAAGCUGCAGACCAGCCCAGAAUACGGCCAGGGGAUGAAUCCCAUCAGCCGCCUGGCUCAGAUCCAGCAGGCCAAGAAGGAGAAGGAACCGGAGUACAGCAUGGUGACAGAACGAGGUUUACCUCGGCGCAGAGAGUUCGUCAUGCAGGUGACAGUGUGCAGCCAGACUGCAGAGGGAAUGGGACCUAGUAAGAAGGUGGCCAAGAGGAACGCAGCAGAGAGAAUGCUGGAGCUCUUGGGAUAUAAAGUGCCUCAACCUCAGCCCCCUAAACCGGCACUCAAAACUGAUGAAAAGACCCCACUGAAAAAACCUGGUGAUGGGCGCAAAGUGACCUUCUUUGAACCUGGCUCUGUAGAGGAGGUGGCAUUGAGUUCCAAGGAAGAGGACUUCCGCCUGCCUUACUUGAGCCACCAGCAGCUACCUGCAGGUAUUCUGCCCAUGGUCCCUGAGGUGGCUCAAGCAGUCGGGGUCUGCCAAGCAUCCCAGGCCAAGGACUACAGUCGAACUGUACCCAACCCAGGCAAGGCCACGAUCACUGCCAUGAUUGCCAACGAGCUGCUUUAUGCAGGGACAUCACUGACUGCUGAGACUAUCCUAAAGAACAAAAAUAAUCUGAACCAACUGCCCCACGGACCCCUCACCAGGCCUUCAGAACAGCUGAGCUUUCUUGCAUCGGUGCAGAACCUGCAGGUGGAAUACAAAGAUUUCCCCAAAAACAAUAAGAAUGAGUUUGUGUCACUAAUAAACUGCUCCUCCCACCCACCGCUCAUCAGUCAUGGGAUUGGGAAAGAUGUAGAAUCCUGUCACGAUAUGGCUGCAUUGAAUAUACUAAAGUUGCUCUCGGAGUUGGACCAGCAGUUACAUGAAAGGACAGGGAAUGGACCCAUCUCUCGGUGUGGCAAGCAGGAAAUCGACGGUGACUUGCACCUCAAACAGGCUAACUCAAGCACAUUGACACAGACCCUGGAUGGCGCUGUUUAGAUCAUCAGGUUUGGUUGUCUGUAAAAGCACUAGAGAAAACUCAGACACUGUGUUCUUAGUUUUAGAAGGCUACAGGAAGCUUUGGCCACUGUAGGCUCUAAACCAUCACUGUUUCAUAUUCAUCGUUCCAAAAUGUUCACAGUUAAACAAGAUUGAUAGGAAAAAAAUAUAUAGCUUCUUCCCCUUGAUGUUGUUUAAUUGUUCACAGUAUUUAUUUUGUUGCUUAGUAGAAGAAGUAGCUGCAUCCUAGUCAAUGAGUUGGGAGUUUACUUGUGGUGGUGGUGGGGGGGAGAAGCGAUUAACUGUGAAUUCUGUUCUGUUUUGCCUAGAACUCGUUUCCUCUCUGUGAGACCUUCUUAUUCUUGUUUUUAAGUCUUUUACGUUUUAUCCUCUGCUGAGGUGGUUCAUUGAACAGGUUUGGACCCCAUCUUUUUGUCUAGGGUGCAGCUGGCGAACCUCUGUUGAUUUUCCUAGAGUGCUUUAUAUCAACAACCACAAGUGAAGUGUUAUUGACAUUACCAUGUAGGGCUGGGAAAAAACUUGUGACUAAAUGUAGCGUGUGAUGUAAUGUGACAUUGUCUCUGCUGUGUGUGGCAGAGACAUUUCCCUGUUGCGUCAGUUUCCCUGAUACUCCCUUUUCCUCCCUUAUGUCAACCUCCCAUCUCUCUCUCCGCUCCCCAUGGUAAUUAAAGUUACGUGCUUACUUGCACAAAACAAA
Messenger RNA from Perca fluviatilis (European perch), 3144 nucleotides. RefSeq names its product staufen double-stranded RNA binding protein 1 (gene stau1). Lineage: Eukaryota; Metazoa; Chordata; Actinopteri; Perciformes; Percidae. The transcript has 15 exons. The record is from RefSeq and is a predicted model, not a curated record. Bases 339 to 2426 code for a protein of 695 amino acids.